Drosophila grimshawi is the source of this 1302-nucleotide messenger RNA. RefSeq names its product angiopoietin-related protein 7. Bases 117 to 1244 code for a protein of 375 amino acids. The record is from RefSeq and is a predicted model, not a curated record. NCBI's taxonomy places the organism in Eukaryota, Metazoa, Arthropoda, Insecta, Diptera, Drosophilidae. The transcript is spliced from 3 exons.
AUAUAACUGAACUCGAGCUUAUCAGCAGCACACCUAUUCAUUAUUAAUAUGGCACAAUUUGAUUCUCAAAUUCAGUUUAUUUUCCGACACGCAGCAAGGAACAAGUCUCAAACACAAUGGAAAUACAGGGCGGGUGCAAAUCUUUUCUUUCCUUAUGUUUCCUAGUUUUGGCAACAGUCGCAGUGAGUGAUGUGAUUUCUACGGACGCGGACAAUCAAUGCGAAUCAUGUUGCUUCAGGGCUCUCAAACCAUUUAUAGCGGAAUCAGAGCAGAAAAUGGAGAAGAUUCAACGCUGUGACGCUGUGCUCGCUGCGAAAGAAGAGCAAAUUCAGAAACUACAAGAGAAAUUGAAUGCCAUGCAACUAAAGGUAUCUAUUCACAAUAAUCUCGAGAAUAUGCACAAUGAAAAAAUCAAGUAUAAAGCUGAACUAUAUGCGGCCUCGAGCGAGAAGAGUUGCAGCGAGAAUAACAAGCGUCUGAUCGAGUCUCUGAGCGCCCAAAUACAUGAAAACACUGAGACUCUAAGAGUGCUGAUAACCCAAAUGACCAAUUCAAAUAGUACACGUCACCUUCAAAAUCGGGAAACUGAAAGAUUAAUGCAAGAGGAAUCCAUGCAUUGCGUGCCUUUUAAGAGCUUUUGUAACACUUCCACAAGUAUCCAAUCAAUUGAUGUUGUCGGCAUCGGUCCGGUUUCGGUGCUCUGCGAUUUUGAGACUGCCGGACCCGGCUGGACAGUGGUGCAGCGUCGCUUCAAUGGCACCGUUGAUUUUUUCAGAGACUGGUCUGAGUAUCGCAGUGGCUUUGGGGACUUGGAAGGGGAGUUCUUCAUGGGCCUGGAGAAACUACACCGCAUGACGAAUUCUGUGCAGUGUGAGCUGUAUAUCAAAUUGGUCGAUUUCCACAAUGUUGUUCGCUACGCACACUACGAUAAUUUCCGUAUAGGCAGCGAGGAGGAGCACUAUAUGCUCAAGUCACUGGGAACAUAUUCGGGAAGUGCCGGCGAUGCCUUGAGUUACAACCUGAAUGACAGCUUCACAACCUAUGACCGGGAUAACGAUGCUUGGAGCAAUGGCAAUUGUGCCAAUUAUUACCACAGCGGCUGGUGGUACAAUUUCUAUGGAAAUAGCAAUCUCAACGGUAAAUAUCUUGAUCGUGAAAAACAUGAUGAGAAAAGCAUUUGGUGGUAUAAUUGGAAGGGAUACAAGUCACUGAAAUCUGUUCAGAUUAUGAUACGACCUAUUUAACUUAAAUACAGUGUACAGAAAGAGAUUAAAAUUCAAUAAAAUACAUAUGUACUGUAUA